AGAUUUUGCAUAAUUUAGUUAAAAAAAUAUUCAUUUUUCAUCAAAUGCUUCUUAACUUUCCAGCAAUUUUAUUGACUUUUAUUUUUAUUUUCCAAUUUUCAAGUUCUCCCGUUUUGGCUGAACAACGUGACAUUUGGGAUGAAAUUAAAGAUAUGGAUCUUUUUUAUAUAAAUCGUGGUUCUUAUGCUUGUCCAUUACCCGUUGUAGGUGAACGAUGUCCAGAAUCUAAUUGGCUCUUCUAUUUUCGUUGUUGUGGGGAGCUUAACACAAAUUGUUGUUUCCGACUGCAGGAUUGGGCCGUUUUCUUAAUUGCACUUUUUGUAGUUUUGAUUAUAAUUAGUGCUUUUGUUAACCUUCUUCGCUGUAUUUUUUGUCACUAA
This is a messenger RNA of Meloidogyne enterolobii, 380 nucleotides long. The record is from the annotation of a GenBank genome assembly. NCBI's taxonomy places the organism in Eukaryota, Metazoa, Nematoda, Chromadorea, Rhabditida, Meloidogynidae.